CUUAAAUAGAGUUUUACAUGAUGCUUCGUCGUUUCAGUUGCGAUGAAGAAAGGACCAUGGUAUCCAAUCUUGAGGAUGGAAUGGAUCUAGAGGGAUAAAUUAGUUCGAGCAUGUGCCGAAUGUUGUAUUCCCCGUACUCGUUUGUCAAAAGUAGGGAUUGGGGUUCGAAGGCAAAGCUCAGCGCCGCCUGGCCAGGCGUGGUGGCCACCCGCGGAACUACAAACCGAUUGUGCCACGGUACUGUCAAAUCGCGGAGAGCAUGGGACAGCAGACGACGCCGCCGACUAAAUAUCGCUGACAUGUCGAAACAUGUGUCGUAUCAGCUCUCUAAAAUUCAUUUGAUCUUAGAAAACUUAACCCCGACAAGCGUAAUAGCGUAAACGCUUGGCGGAGGCAUUUAUAAAUCUGCUUGAACAACUGAUUGGGGUCGAUGGUGCUGCUCUCUGGCGGGCCCUCGAACCCCAAUGGAAAGCUGAAAUGAAAGUCCGGAUAUCUGCAAAGCGGUCAGAUUUGAAAGUAAUAUCCGGUCUUAACCUAUCCGGUUAUCCGAGGUCGAAAUCCGGAUAAUAGGCGGAUAUCCGGUAAAAUAUCCGUCUUUUUCCCUUAUAUUUUUUCGAAAUCAAGUAUCCGGUCGCAACCUAUCCGGAUAUUAGAAGGCUGCAUCCGGAUAACCGGAUUAUCCGGACGCGGUCUUUCCAUCCCUAGUCAAAAGUCGUCAAAUAAUUUUUUUUUUGGUCACACCUUCUAAUCGGAAUUAUUAUUUUCAAUGGAUUUGUUCUGUCUAUCAAAAGAAACCAAAGCAACAUCCUCUUUGUUUUCCCCGUCAUGCUCAUGACGUUCUAGUUUGUCGGGCUAGUUGUCAGAACAAUGAAGUUCUGACCAUUCCAGUGUGCAGGUUAGGUUGACAGAUCUUUGUUUGGGUCCAAGAUUGUUGUUUUUGUACUCUAGACGGCUGCGCACUUGCUCGCUACUCGUUCUCGUUAGAUUCUGAGACAAAUGUUGGGAAACUCCCCAAUCAAGUGUUUUUAACUGUCCGUAAAUCAAUUCGGUUCAAUUUUUUCUGCUAACUUGAGCAAGAAAGAUGGGAGCCUCUGAAAGAGAGAUUAGGAAUGCAGCAGAAGUUUUGCUCACUGGAAGUUAUUCCAGCCAAUUGCCUAGCCAACCGUCACCGUACCACUUUUAUGCCAGCUAUUUACACAAUGAAGAUAUCUAUGUUGGCCUUAGCCGCAAUAACAGGAUGUCUGUUGUCAGAAGAUUUUUCUGCCUUCUUGUGACUUUUGAUCUACUUUUGACUGGUUUAAUGUGGCUCAUAUGUAUGAUGCUGAUAAGUGAAGGUGACAUAGUUUUAUCAUUUACAUCUCAAGUGGUGCAUUACCAUAUACAAACCUCUCUGUUCGAUAUUGUGAUGGCAGCAGCAUCAAGGUUUACCAUUUUAUUAUUAUUUUAUGGACUCUUACAAAGUGAUCAUUGGUGUUCUGUUGCUCUGACUACUUCAGGGACAUGUGUCUUUUUGAUAGCCAAAGUUUUUGUUUAUGACUGGGCUAAAGCAAGCCAACCAACUUUUCAAGUCAUGCUCAUACUUGUCUCUUUUGUCUUGGCCUGGGGUGAAGCUUGGUUUUUGGACUUCAGAGUUUUAUCUCAAGAAAUGAAAGCCAAGGAGUGCUUAUUGUCUUCUACUAUGUAUCAAGACAGUGAAAGAAAUCCUAUUAUGAGGAAUUAUAUCAACAACCUUCCAGGGUCAAGGGAUAAUCCAGAAUCGAUAGCCAACUUUUAUUCUCCUAUGGAUUCUCCUGAAGACUCUGAUAAUGAGGGCUGUAGUAGUGGUAACCCACAAGGACCAUCUUUGACUAAAAAUCAGUCACUAAAUUAUCGCAAGCACGCUCGAGAGAUUCUGAAUACAGCUUGGGCUUUGCUCAAUAGUCCUGAUUGGCAGCUAGAGAAAGAAACUCAAGAAGGGGAUACAGUUCAUUCUAAAACUGUCUCAAAGGGACCAAAAGUUUUUCGCCUAACAGCAAAGGUCCAUUUGCCUGCCACACUCCUGUUAAAUAAGUUAUUUGACCACAUAGAAGAGAUGCCUAUUUGGAACCCAACUGUGAUAGAAUCUCAACGGCUAGAGGUACUUGACAGUCAAACUGAUAUAACAUAUCAAGUCAGUGCUGCUGGAGGGGGUGGUGUUGUGGCCAGUCGAGACUUUGUAGUUCUCCGGCAUUGGGAAAUUAAAGAUCAUACCUAUGUGUCAGCUGGUGCAUCCAUAGAGUACCCUAACAAGCCGUCUACUAAACAGUACAUAAGAGGGGAAAAUCUUCCAGGAUGCUGGGCAAUGAAACCAAUUCAGGGUGAUGAGAGUUGGUGUCACUUCCAAUGGCUUUUAAACACAAACCUUAAUGGAUGGCUACCUCAAUAUGUUGUGGAUUCUGCUUUUACAAAUGUGAUGUUAGAGUUUCUGGAACAUCUAAGAGCAUACACUGAGAAACUCAGCCAAGAUUAGCUUCCUACUGUCCUAUGGAUGUGUUAAAAUUUUAGAGGUCAUCCUCACUGCCAAUCCAUCUUAGGUAUUUUGAAGUCAUGUGCUUAUUCGUCCCUUCUUUCUAGUUAUAAAGAACAGUUAGCUUAAAUCAGGCAAAUCUAUGUGUUACUGAUAGUUUCUUGUUCUCUUUUGAAGAGCGCAAGUCCUUAUCUCUUAAUUUCAUGGGCUGAGAGAGUGUGCCAAGUGCGGAUCCAGAGGAGGGGGGUUGGGGGUGGGGCUAAAGGACAAUUGCCCCUCCCUUGACCAUUGGAUAGCCGCCUAAAAGGCAGGUAAAAAGCAACACUUUGCACCUGCAAGUAGGCAAAAAGUGCUACUUUGACACCCACCACCACCACCACCCGCCUCAGGCCGUCUCUGGAUCCGCCAAUGGACUCAUGACAUGCUGCAAGGGUUUUAGAUAUUAAAAAGAGUGUCAUUCUGAAAUUUUGUGGUACUUUUGGUUGGCAGCAUAUGUUGGCAGUCUAGUAAUGGGCGUUAUCUUUUUUUUUAAAUCUAUUACUAAGCUUUAUUGUAAUUGUGUCUCUUGGAAGCAAACUUUUCGCCUAUCCAGCUGUGCAGUGCAGAUCUCUCUCUCAUUAAGUCAACACAUUUUGGCUCGUGAUGUACCAAUUCUAAAGUUAGUUGAAAAUUUUAUAGGAAAUACUUAUGUCAAGUAGAAUGUAUUUUAUCUAUUUAUGAAGACCCAACCCUGUAAAAUUGUUAAGGGUCUGGUGAUGUGCCAGAAGAACCAGUCAUUCUCCAUUCCAACAUGACUUCCUAACUGACAAAUCCUCAUUGUCCAUUAGUGUCUUUAUCCAAUUAUAAUCCCCAUAGCUUUUUCUUAUUUUUCUUCUUUAAUUUGACUUGGAAGAGUAUGGGGAGACUAUAUUUCGACCCUGUUAAACAUGUUCUUAAUUGUCUCUCUUCCCAAUUUAGAGUUUCUGAAUGGAGGAGGAGGAGGAGGGUAAUUUUAUUCGGAUAUUUACCUGAUUGUUCACAUUGGCCUGUUCAUGGUUAGGGCCUGGAAUUGGGAUUCUGAAAAAUUAGGACAAUAUAUGUUGAUUCCAUUUUUCUUUUCUGCUUUUUUUUUUUUUUUUACUAGUUACCCUGUAAAAUGUACAAUUUUCCCUCAAAAGAUUACCUGUCAUUUGAACUUGGUAUUGUGUGCCAUAAAACCAUCUCCACUUUUGAAUAAUGACCAAGGAACUGAUAAUUUUUUUAUUAUGAUUAUUAGAAUUUCUUUACAUUACAUAUAUUCCUGUAUGUUGUUUCAUAUAAUAAAUUUUUGUAAGAACUGCUUGAA
Messenger RNA from Thrips palmi, 3809 nucleotides. It is a transcript of the gene Start1, whose product is annotated as steroidogenic acute regulatory protein-like. The record is from RefSeq and is a predicted model, not a curated record. The transcript is spliced from 11 exons. Gene Ontology annotation, molecular function: lipid binding. The coding region runs from base 1082 to 2488 and encodes 468 amino acids. NCBI's taxonomy places the organism in Eukaryota, Metazoa, Arthropoda, Insecta, Thysanoptera, Thripidae.